AUGUUGACUAAAAAAGUUUCUUCAGGAGAAAAUUCAAUUUUUAAUUACGAUAAUAUAAACAAGAAAUUUAUUAUUAAAGGUGAAGAUGUUAGAGACGGUGAUAAUGAUGAGGAGGAUAGUGAUGAGGAGGAGUUAUGGUUAAUUAAAUUACCAGGAAAUGUUAAUAAAUCAGAUUUUAAAGGGUUAACAAUUAAAUUACCGGAAGAAGAUAAGGCAAAAUUUAAGAAAACAAUAUCAGGUGAUGAGUACAGUUUAAAAAAAGAACGAUAUGAAUUUGAAGUGUUUCAACUUUUUAUUAGUAAUAGUAAUAAUCAAAUAACAUUAUCAAAUCAUAAAUUAACGUUAAAAACAAUGAAAGAAUUUGAAAUCUUAUUACCAAAUCCUAAAGGAGCAGAUGGUGGUUUGACAUUAUCAAAAAGAAAACCAGAUCGUUACUUUAAUGUGCAGCUUAAUUACAAUCUGUCCAAUACUAAAAAUAAAAUUAAUAAUGGUGUCGAUAAAGAGGGUAAAAGUGAUAAUAUGUUGUCAAAAAUACCCGAACAUCCACCAGAAAUAUAUAUUGAAAGAAAAAUCGUAACACCAUAUCAAGAAAUCAGGCAAGAAUAUAUGAAAUGUUAUGAAGCUGAACAUAAUAAAUAUUUAGAGAAGUUAGAAAAGAAAUGGAAGAUUAGUAGAUGGAAUAAAAGAUUUAAAAAACAUGUUAAAGAAGAGAAAAAAGAAAUGAAGAAAUGGCGCAAAGAAUUUCAAAAUGCUGUAAUGAACUCACAAAAAGAAUUUUAUGAGAAACUUGGAGAACUUAAAUUGGAGGGGAAGGAAGUUAAAAAGGAAGAGGAGGAUGAUACUAAUACUUGGCUAGAAAAUUUAAAACAAAAGAAACGGGUUAGAAAGGAAAAGGAAGAGCAAACAAAAGCAUUAGAAACUUGGAGACUUGAAUAUUCUGGUCUACCUAGAUAUAAACCACCAGAAACAUGGUGGGCAAAAAAUAGAGAUAAGAUCAUGAAGGAAGCCAUGAAGAAAAUUCCACCAAAGAAGCAAAAAUAA
Messenger RNA from Entrophospora sp. SA101, 1041 nucleotides. NCBI's taxonomy places the organism in Eukaryota, Fungi, Glomeromycota, Glomeromycetes, Entrophosporales, Entrophosporaceae. The record is from the annotation of a GenBank genome assembly.